This is a messenger RNA of Juglans microcarpa x Juglans regia, 1266 nucleotides long. Its product is annotated as peroxidase 5-like. NCBI's taxonomy places the organism in Eukaryota, Viridiplantae, Streptophyta, Magnoliopsida, Fagales, Juglandaceae. The coding region runs from base 119 to 1111 and encodes 330 amino acids. The record is from RefSeq and is a predicted model, not a curated record. The transcript has 2 exons. Gene Ontology annotation, biological process: response to oxidative stress; hydrogen peroxide catabolic process. Gene Ontology annotation, molecular function: heme binding; peroxidase activity. Gene Ontology annotation, cellular component: plant-type cell wall; plasmodesma.
AUCAUUCCCUUGUCAUUAUUCUUGCUGCUCAUAGUUUACUCCAUUCUCUUUCACAGUUCUGUGACUUCUUCAUUCUCUGAUCAUUACAAUAACGAGGCUUCUGGGUUGCAAAGUAAAUAUGGCAACCAUCAAGAUUUUCAUGCUUUUCUUUCUAACCAUCAUGUGUACUAUGGUCUCAGUAUCAUUGGCAUCGCUCAAAGUGGGUUUCUAUCAUUCAACUUGUUAUUCUGCAGAGUCAAUUGUGAGAAAAGCUGUAAACAAAGCCGUGUCACAGAACCCUGGCAUAGCUGCUGGCCUCAUCAGAAUGCAUUUUCACGACUGUUUCGUCAGGGGUUGUGACGGCUCCGUUCUACUUGAUUCAACCCCUGGGAAUCCAUCAGAGAAGGAACAUCCAGCCAACAAUCCAAGCUUAAGAGGCUUCGAAGUGAUCGAUGAAGCAAAGGCUGAACUUGAAGCUCAAUGCCCACAAACUGUCUCAUGCGCAGACGUUCUAGCAUUUGCUGCCCGUGACAGCGCCUACAAAGUUGGAGGCAUGAGUUAUAAAGUGCCAUCAGGACGACGCGAUGGCAGGGUAUCACUUAGCGACGAGCCUUCCCAAAACCUGCCGUCACCUUCUUUCAAUGCCAUGCAACUCAAAGAAAAUUUUGCAAGAAAAGGCCUGAGUCUUGAUGAAAUGGUGACACUUUCUGGGGCACAUUCUAUAGGCGUGUCUCAUUGUUCUUCCUUCUCAACUCGUUUAUACUCUUUCAAUGCAACACAUCCACAAGACCCUUCAAUGGACCCCAUAUUUGCUAGAAAUCUGAAAAGAAAGUGUCCCCGACCACCUCAAAAUGCUGGAAAUGUGAAUGAUCCAACGGUGCCACUCAAUGUUCUUACACCAAACAGGCUUGAUAAUAAAUACUACACAGAUUUGAAGAACCGCCGGGGCAUAUUGACGUCUGAUCAAACUCUUCUGAGCAGCACUUCCACUGCGGGUAUUGUGAAGAACAAUGCAAGGCAUGGUGCAGCAUGGGCUUACAAGUUUGCUGCAGCCAUGGUAAAAAUGGGUUCUAUUGAUGUUCUCACAGGAAGCCAGGGUGAGAUCAGGAAGAACUGUAGGGUUGUCAACUAAAUUAUUUGGGGCUUUUCUUUCCUGAUGCUUUGUACUCUACAUUCAUCCUUCAAUGUUAUGGAAGUGUAAAUCAAUUCUUUUGAAGUUUAAAACCCAAUAAUCUUAAAGAAAAUUCGGUUGAUCUAAAAAGUAGAGUGAUAUAUAUAUCUUUAUAU